CGCGGCGUCUCGGAAGCGCAUGCUCUGGAGAGCGCGUCUGGCAUCGGAAGCGGUUGGUCCCGAGAGUUGAUGGAGGAGAUUCGAGGUAGUUAUUUCCAGUCAGAGAAGGAAGCCCACGUCUGGCAUUCUCCCCACAUGUCUCCCUGCCAUGAUCAAGUGCUUGUCAGAUGAAGUCCAAGCCAAACUGCGGUCCGGUUUGGCCAUAAUCUCCUUGGGCCAGUGUGUCGAGGAACUUAUCCUCAACAGUAUCGAUGCGGAAGCAAAAUGUGUGGCCGUCAGGGUGAAUAUGGAAACCUUCCAAGUCCAAGUGAUAGACAAUGGACUUGGGAUGGCGGGUGAUGAGAUAGAGAAGGUGGGAAACCGGUAUUUUACUAGCAAAUGCAGCUCAAUACAGGACUUGGAGAACCCAAAGUUCCAUGGUUUCCGAGGAGAGGCCUUGGCAAGUAUCGCCGACAUGGCGAGUGCUGUGGAAAUUUCAUCCAAGAAAAGCAUGGCUAUGAAAACCUUCGUGAAGAUGUUUCAGAACGGGAAAGCCCUAAACGCUUGUGAAGCGGAUCUGACUAGACCCAGCGUGGGGACCACAGUAACUGUGUAUAACCUGUUCUCCCAGUUCCCUGUGAGGAGGAAGAGCAUGGACCCGAGACUAGAGUUUGAGAAGGUUAGGCAGCGGGUGGAAGCCAUCUCCCUCAUGCACCCUUCUGUCUCUUUCUCUUUGAGGAAUGAUGUUUCUGGUGCCAUGGUUCUCCAACUCCCCAAAACCAAAGACAUAUGUUCUCGGUUUUGUCAAAUUUAUGGAUUGGGCAGGUCUCAAAAGUUAAGAGAAGUACAUUUUAAAUAUAAGGAGUUUGAGUUUGGUGGCUACAUUAGCUCUGAAGCGCACUACAAUAAGAAUAUGCAGUUUUUGUUUGUGAACCGAAGACUGGUUUUAAGGACAAAGUUGCAUAAACUCAUUGACUUUUUAUUAAGAAAACAAAGUACUAUAUGUAGGCCAAAGAAUGGCUCUGGUAGUAGGCAAAUGAAUUCCAGUCCUCGGCACCGCUCUGCCCCCGAACUCCAUGGGAUCUAUGUCAUCAAUGUACACUGCCAGUGCUGUGAAUAUGACGUGUGCAUGGAGCCCGCCAAAACUCUGAUCGAGUUUCAGAACUGGGAUACCCUGUUGGUUUGUAUUCAAGAAGGAGUCAAAAGGUUUUUAAAGCGAGAAAGCCUGUUUGUAGAGUUAUCAGGUGAAGCUAUUAAGGGCUUUAAUGAAGAUAACGAUUUUGGUUUGUUUGGUGCUACUCUGCAGACACAGGCGUCCUCUCAUGAGAAGUGUGACCAGAGCAGUUUCCAGGAAGCGUGCACUAAUAUUUUGGAUUCCUAUGAAAUGUUGAAUUUACAGUCGAAAGCUGUGAAAAGAACAGCUACUAUAGAAAGUAGAAACACACAGAAUUCUGGGGAUUCAGAAGCCAUCAGAAAACAGACAGCUGACUCAGUGCACAGUUGUGAAACAGAUGGCCUGGGCCAUAGUGAAAUGAUAGAGUCAUCACACAGCGAAGACAGCGCUCACUUAGCAUCAAGGGUGUUGGGAGAAGAGGGAGAAAACGAGAAACAUCAGAAAUCUUUCCUGGAAGAGAGGACUUCAGAAAGUCCGCAUGGAACCAGCCCAAAAAUGGUUUCAAGCCCUGAUCGGACACAUCAUCUCUUUGAGGAGAAUGAGGCAGAUGUAGAAAUACAGAAAAUAAGCCCUGUUGUUAAUGUCAUGGCUGCCAACGUUCCCCCAAAUAGUAGGAUUCAGAGCCUACUGGAGAAACAUAAAGAUGCUACUGAAGUGGGGCAUCAACCUCUGCCUUUUGAGACAACAGCAUCUAGAGUCCAGGGUACACAGAGAAAGAAGGAAAAAGGAGAAAAAGAGCCGAGUAGUCCUGGAAGAGUAAAUGUUUUUAGAUAUGGAGAGGUUAAGUUAUGCUCUACUGGCUUUAUAACUCAUGUGGUACAGAAUGUGCACACUAAAUCAAGUGAAACAGAGCAUUCAUUUAAAAAUUAUGUCCGACCUGGUCCUGUAAGUGCCCAAGAGACAUUUGGAAACAGAGCACACCACGCACUCGAGACUCCAGACACCAAUUUAACAAGCACUUUAAGUACAGAAUCUGCUCGACUGCUCCACAAAAAAUUGUGCAGGACAAACAUAGGUUAUGGGCCAGAGAACAACCCAGUAGCAGCGGAUGGGAGCUUGGCUCUUUUUCAGGAAGGUGGUACAGGACCACACACAGGUUGCUUUUUGCCUGACACACCCUCCUUCCCAGGGUGCAACUAUGCUUCAAAUGGUAGUAAGAAGACAGAGAAGAUGAUGCAUCCCUCCAGACUCUCAGGCCGUAGGAAGCUAAGCUUGCGUUCACAAGUAGGGUCUUUAGAGAGAUUUAAGAGGCAAUAUGGGAAGGUUAUCAGUUCUCUAGAUACAGAAGAGGAAAAUAACACUGAAGUAAGGGCCCAUGGUGAUGCUCAGGUCGAACCUGACAUUCUACUAAAUGACAAGAGCCACUUAGAUAUGCCUGAUGGUGGUAAGAUCACUACCGUGGAGCACUGUGACACUUGUCAACCAGUAAGUCACGUCCUGCACUCAGAAAAAUCUCCAUUUUCCAAAGAAGCUUGCUUAGAACAGAUGCCUCACUUGAGAGAAAGUCCUAUUACUCUGGCAGAAUUCUCUCCCUUUAACAGAAAACAUUCCAAUGUUGAGAAGUCCACCGAGUCACUUGCUUCGAAAUUAUCCAGACGGAAAGGUUCUGAAAAGGAGCUUCGAACGACGGAGAUGAUAGGCCAUAUUAGUGAACUUCCAGGUUCGGAUUCCAGUCGGACAGACAGUAGCUGGGGCACGAGGUUAGACUUACCUUUUGGUGAGUUAUUUAAAAAUAAACACGAAAAAAUAAAGAGUGACGUGCUUCUGAUACCAGAUCCUGCCACCCAGGAUAAUUCCACCCACAACAGUGCAGUGCAUUCUCACAAUGUAGUGGACCACACAGAGAACCCUGAAACUCCUUUGCCGUUGCCCUGCAGUGAUUCUAAAGCCAGCAAAGAUUCAGAUGUUCUCGUCAGAUCUUCAGAGCAACAUACAGGAACUCCCGAGUCUCCCAGUAGAAUGAUCAUGGGUCAGGUAGAAGUUACCACUGCAGGCCAAGAUGGAAUUUCUUCCCAGAAUGAUGAGUCUAAAGCAAGAUCUUAUUCCGAAAAUGAAGAAUCUAAUUCAUACCCUAUGGGUUGGCAGCAGCAUUUUGAUGUUACGCUGGGAAGAAUGGUUUACAUCAACAGAACAACCGGACUAAGCACGUUUGUCGCUCCCACGGAAGAUGUUCAGACUGCUUGCACCAGAGACCUGACGACUGUGGCUGUGGAUGUCCUCCUCGAGAAUGGGGUCCAGUACAGGUGCCACCCUUUUAGAAGCGACCUUAUUCUUCCUUUCCUUCCGAGAGCUCAGGAGGAGAGGAUUAUGAUGAGACCAAUGGCGAGAGGUGAGAGCAAUGCCAGAGGUUGUGUGUGGAGACACCUGGUACACCCUGUCCCGCUCAUUGCGGAAGACUUAGCAGGGGUUGCUGUUGAUGUCAGCAGUGGCCAGGCUGAGAGCUUAGUGGUUAAAAUCCACAACGUGCUGUAUCCCUAUCGCUUCACCAAAGAGAUGAUCCAUUCAGUGCAGGUUCUCCAGCAAGUGGAUAACAAGUUUAUAGCCUGUCUAAUGAGCACGAAGGUGGAGGAGAGUGGCAAAGCAGGUGGAAACCUGCUAGUCUUGGUGGAUCAGCACGCUGCCCACGAGCGAGUUCGUUUGGAGCAGCUCAUUACUGACUCCUACGAGAAGCAGCCGCCACAAAGCUCUGGUCGGAAGAAACUCCUGUCGUCCACAAUAAUUCCCCCACUAGCGAUCACAGUAUCAGAGGAGCAGAGGAGACUCUUACGGUCUUACCACAAAUAUUUGGAAGAUCUUGGACUGGAAUUGAUAUUUCCAGAUGCCAGUGAUCCUUUGAUCCUUGUGGGGAAAGUGCCACUCUGCUUUGUAGAGAGGGAGGCCAGUGAGCUCCGAAGAGGAAGGUCUCCUGUGACUAAGAGCAUCGUGGAGGAAUUUAUUCGAGAACAAGUGGAGCUGAUUCAGACCACAGGAGGCAUCCAGGGGACGCUGCCGCUGACUGUCCAGAAGGUGUUGGCCUCCCAGGCCUGCCAUGGGGCCAUUAAGUUUAAUGAUUGCCUGAGCCUAGAGGAGAGCUAUCGCCUUAUCGAAGCUCUGUCCUUGUGCCAGCUGCCAUUCCAGUGUGCUCAUGGGAGGCCGUCAAUGCUGCCCUUAGCUGACCUGGACCACUUGGAGCAGGAGAAGACGGUAAAACCCAAUAUUGCUAAACUUCGCAAACUGGCCCGUGCCUGGCAUCUGUUUGGAAAAGCGGAAGGCUGUGAUACAAGGCAGAGCCUGCAGCAGUCCGCGCCUCCUGAGAACCACCACGGAAACAGAGUUAGGGAUCUGUGAGGAGUUACGGGAAAGCUCUGAGUAGAGAGCAUGCGCAGCACAGAACAACGCAGUGGUGCCGGGUCAGCCUGACGUGCGCAGGUCGGGUACAUCAGUCUCCUGGAGCAGAUGCACUCAAGCCGACGGAUCCAUGGACUCAGGAGUUUGCCUUAUAACACUUGUCUUUUGUCAGCUGAUUUAGUAAUAAAGUGGUAAUGAUUUUGUAUUUGG
This is a messenger RNA of Microtus ochrogaster (prairie vole), 4690 nucleotides long. RefSeq names its product mutL homolog 3 (gene Mlh3). The coding region runs from base 149 to 4480 and encodes 1443 amino acids. Gene Ontology annotation, molecular function: protein binding; ATP binding; mismatched DNA binding. NCBI's taxonomy places the organism in Eukaryota, Metazoa, Chordata, Mammalia, Rodentia, Cricetidae. Gene Ontology annotation, cellular component: mismatch repair complex. Gene Ontology annotation, biological process: mismatch repair. The transcript has 12 exons. The record is from RefSeq and is a predicted model, not a curated record.